Symbiodinium necroappetens is the source of this 385-nucleotide messenger RNA. The record is from the annotation of a GenBank genome assembly. NCBI's taxonomy places the organism in Eukaryota, Dinophyceae, Suessiales, Symbiodiniaceae.
GGACAUCGAGCUGGCCCAUGCUCAGACCGAGGAGGAGAGAAGACGCGCAGAGAUGGCCCUGCAAAUAGCGGUCCUCCUCUCGGACAAAGUCGUCCAGGCGUUUCAACAAGCCUGCUGGAUUUCGGCCCAGCGCGGGUCCCAGGACAUUCAGUGGUGGUGUGAGCCGACAAAAAGCGAGCUCGCUGCAGGUAUCGGCAAAGAGCUCCGAUGCUUCGAUCCAUCUUUACUGGAGAGGGAGGUGCGAAGACGACUGCACGACCUCGGUUUCGCGCAUGCAACAACCUCGGUGACUUGGAGCGACGCGGACGGCCGUCUGUACAUCGACACAAGCUGGGGGAUGUUGAACGUGGUGGAGGAAAUGCUGGAAUGGCCCUGCUUCAGCUGA